CAUUGAUUGUCAUGUUGUCUCGGAUGCUACAGCUCUUCGUAACGCCCAGCCCGCCACCGGCUAGCCGACCGGCCUCGAAGCCGGGAAUUCCUGAUCAAUCAGUUGGCCAAGGCUGGAAAUAGAGAACAGGUUGCAAUCAAGUAAGAAGAGAAAAAAGAAAAAAAGAGAAUAGGAGCGCGAAAUAUGUCGUUUGCGUCAGCGCGGCUUGCAGCAGUGGCAUGGCGUUCCCGGGGUGUUAGCCGUCAUGGACACGCCCGCCAACACGCAUGCAGCUCUCCACAGUCAAUCCCAUGGUCCAUGCGGAUCGAAUCCCCCAGCAGGGCACAGGGGGGCUGGAGGGACUUGAGACAGGGAGCCAACAGACGAAGCUGUGCUGUGUUCUGCAUUUGGAGACAAUUUUUUAUUUUACUUGGUUCUGCAUCUCGAUCCCUGGCAAGCGAUGCCAGCCGCCAGGCGAGACGGCAAGAUAACACCGGCCAGACGGACGCGAACGAGGGCCGCGGCUCCCCUCCCCCAUGGCACCUGGCACCUGGGGAGAUUGGCGUGCGCAUUGAUGAUGCUGAGGAUAUGCUGCCAGCCCGUCAUCACGCAGUCAUGGCAACGCGUCGAGGGCCUUUGCCGUGCCGCGGUGACAGGGGGCAAGGAAAGUCGUGGCACGGCAGGCGUUCUCGUAAGCUCUGUACAACUCAGACAAUAUCCCCAAGCCUGCCACAUGCCGCCGUCCCGCGCGCCAUCUUGGAUUCGCCCUGGGUGAUCGACGGCGAGCCGAAUCGGAGCGAUGCAAGAUUGUUAUGCGGGGCCGGGGCAGCUUGGCCCAGGGCGAGUGCUGAUUGACUCGUUCGGCGUGUUUCCCGUCCGCUGGUGGCUUUUUUUUUGUAUUUGUUUGUUCUUGUCAAUUCCACGGGAGGGGUCCUUUUGACGGCCCCGUUGAAUCAGUGGUAGAAUCAGGAUUGGGUCUGGGCGUGUCCGUCUGCAGGAGACGUACAGUACGGUACGGUAC
Ilyonectria robusta is the source of this 1000-nucleotide messenger RNA. RefSeq lists its product as uncharacterized. NCBI's taxonomy places the organism in Eukaryota, Fungi, Ascomycota, Sordariomycetes, Hypocreales, Nectriaceae. The transcript has a single exon. The coding region runs from base 184 to 834 and encodes 216 amino acids. The record is from RefSeq and is a predicted model, not a curated record.